UCCUCCUCCUCCUCCUCCUCCUCCUCCUCCUCCAGCUGUGGCCGUGCAUCUAAACACUGCUAAAAAGCAGAGGAGAACAGCUUGGUCCUUGUAUCACAGAGGGACUGCGAAAAGAUUCCCAGCUGGCUUGCCGCAAACUCCAAGGAAGGCACAACUGAAGGCACGUUUCCUGCCAUGGUGAACGGGAGGCGGGAUGGCAACCUGCUGGUGCACCUGGGAGCCCAACUGCAGGCCUGGCCGGAGGAGCUGCUGCGGCAGCGGCGAGGCCGCGACGGCCAGCCUGAGUACCUGGUCCGGUGGAGCAUUGCCAGCUUGGAAGGGAGAGCGGCGGGAGCAGCAGGUGCCUCCGGUGCGGAGACCAAGCCGGAGAGCAUCUCCGUGUGGAUGUCUGCAGAAGAGGUCUGCGCCAGCUGCCCGGCGCUGCUGGGCGAGAGGGAGCUGGAAGGGCAGGGGGGGAAAGGGGAGAAGGCAGCCAGCCCGCUGGCCGCGGACGCCCCGCCGGAGGACGCCUCGCUGCUGGAGAUGAAGGCUGACGUCAGGAGCCUGGUGCAGCGAGCCGGGCGGCAGCUGGCCGAGAGCGGGGCCCCCGAAUCCUCCGUCCUCAACACCAUCCACGUGCUGAGCGCGUACGCCGGCAUCGGCUCGCUGGCGGGCGCCUUCAAGGAGGCGGGGGCCCUCGACCUGCUGAUGAGGAUGCUGUGCCACAAGGAGAAGCGAAUCCGCCGCGGCGCCGGCGAGAUGCUGAGGGCCCUGGCUGCGCACGAUGCAGGGAGCCGGGCCUACGUCCUGCUGUCCCUGAGCCAGCAGGAUGGCAUUGAGCAGCACAUGGACUUCGACAGCCGCUACACCUUGCUGGAGCUGUUUGCUGAGACAACAUCCUCUGAAGAGCACUGCAUGUCCUUUGAGGGGAUUCACCUGCCCCAGAUCCCCGGGAAGCUGCUCUUCGUCCUGGUGAAGCGCUACCUGUGCGUCACUUCUCUCCUGGACAAGCUCAGCGGCGGCGUGGAGCGGGAGGACUGCGCCGAGCCCGGCCUGCUGACGGAGGAGAGGAGCCACGUGAAGCAGGAGUUCGAGUUCAGCAUGGCCGUGGCAAACCUCAUCCUGGAGCUGGUGCACGUGAUGGGCUGGGACCGCAGCCCCAAGCCAGAGCUGCAGCCGCACCACGACCGGCGGCCUCGCGCCACCCACUCCAUCUUCCAGCCCAAGUCCCCAGCCUACGCUGCUGCCCAGAUGCCUGUGCUCACUUCGAAUUACGGUCAGCGCAAAAAACGGGGUCGUGCCUUUCUGACCCCGUCAGACUUUGCGGACCGCAGUGGCUACGUGGAGUACUUACAGGCAAACCUGGUGCGCGGCAUGCGGGUGCGCUUGCUGGAGGACUGUGGUGAUGUGAAAGCUGGGGAGGAAGGCGAGUUUCUCCAGAGCACUACUAGCAUGCGCACGGUGCAGGUUUUAUGGGAAUCAACGGGUCAGACCUACUGGAUGCGGUGGCACAUGUUGGAGAUUAUUGGCUUUGCAGACCAGUGGGAAGAUCCUGCUGCUCAGAAAAAAGAACAUAGUCUGAUAGAGAGCUUUAAUAUAGAUACAGUUGCGCAGCCGUUUCUCCGCCAGCCCUUGGGGGGGCUGUACUCUCUGCCUUACCUGGGGGAGCAGCCGCCCGAGGCCGCAGAGGCCCUGAGCCGUGCCGAGUGGUGGGAGCUGCUCUUCUUCGUGAAGAAGCUGGAAGCCCAGGAGCAGAAAGAGCUCUUCUCUCUCAUCCAGCAGGCCCGGGGAGAGCAGCUGUCGGAGGGAGACGAAGAAGCCCUGAUCCGGCUGUCGGUACCCGCGGCGCUGGCCCCGAAGGUGCUGCAGGUCUUGGAGGAGCGGUGCCAGGGCGGCUCUCGGCGCGACCUGCGCGUCUCCCACACCUACACCAAGUACGCCCUCGGUAGGGGGGCCGGGCAGGAUGGCGGGGGGAGCACCGCGGCGUCCCCGAAGGGUGCCGGCUGCAGGAGCGCUGGCCCCGGAGCCCGGGCGGCCGAGGCAGCGGAGGAAGCCCCCGCUGCAGCCCCCGCCGCGGCGGCCAAGGCGGACGCGCAGCUGUUCGGCGAGCUCCUGGAGAGGGAAGGGCUGGCCCUCCCCGAGGUGCCCGAGGAGCAGCUCCGAGGCGGAGAGGCCCCGCGGGCCCCCGGGGACGUGCGGGCGCUCCUGGGCGGCCCCGGGGACGGCGAGUUGGCCGGGGAGGCGGUGGCGGCGCUGGAGCGGCAGCUCUGCGGCGGAGGCGCCGGCCCCUCGGGCGAGGCGGCCCGGCUGCUGCAGGACCGCGGGUGCUUCGGGCUGGUGCUGCGCAGCUUGGAGCUGCUGGGGGCGGAGAAGCCGGCGAGCCUGAGCGUCCUCCGGAUCCUGAGCGGGUUCCUGGCCGCUUCCCGGGGGGACGCGCUGCCCUGGCACGAGUGUGUGGAGCCCUGUUUGGCCUCGCUGAGCGCCCACAGCAGCGACCGGGAGGUGGUGCGGGAGGUCGUCGGCUUCCUGCACCGCCUGGCCAGCAGCAGCAAGGACUGCGCGGUGGCGAUGUGCCGCCUGGGCGCCCGCGAGACGCUGGCCAAGGCCCUGGCCAAGCAGGGCACGGCUCCGCCGCUGGCGCCAGCCCUGCUCGCCCUGGUGACGGACUGCGAGGAGCACGCCGGCCUCUACCAGAAGCUGACGAGCAGCGUCCUGGCUGGCUGCAUGCAGCUGGUCCUGGGGCAGAUCGAGGAGCACCGCCGGAGCCAGCGGCCCAUCAGCAUCCCCUUGUUCGACGUCUUUCUGCGCAACCUGUGCCGAGGCUCCGGCGUGGAGGUGAAGGAGGACAAGUGUUGGGAGAAGGUGCAGGUCUCCUCCAACCCCCACCGGGCCGGCAAGCUGACGGACAGGAACCCCAAGACCUACUGGGAGUCGAACGGCAGCAGCGGCUCCCACUUCAUCACCGUCCACAUGCAGCGUGGCGUGGUGGUCAGGGAGAUGAGCAUGCUGGUGGCCAGCGAGGACUCCAGCUACAUGCCGGCCCGCGUUGUGGUGCUGGGGGGAGACAGCCCGGCCGCCGUCCGAACCGAGCUCAACGCGGUGACCGUCCUGCCCUCGGACAGCAGAGUGGUCCUGCUGGAGAACAUGACCCGCUUCUGGCCCGUCCUCCAGAUCCGGGUGAAGCGGUGCCAGCAGGGCGGCAUCGACACCCGCGUGCGCGGCAUCGAGGUGCUGGGCCCCAAGCCCACUCUGUGGCCCGUCUUCAAGGAGCAGCUGUGCCGGCGGACGUUCCUCUCCUGCACCGCCCGGGCUCACGCCUGGUGCCAGGAGAUCUGCCGUGACCGGGGGCGACUGCUGCAGCUCUUCGGCAAGCUGAACCGGGCGCUGCGGCACGAGCAGGCCUUCGCCGACCGCUUCCUCCCCGACGACGAGGCGGCCUGGGCCUUGGGCAGGACGUUCUGGGAGGCGCUGGUGACCCCCCUGGUGCAGAGCAUCACCAGCCCAGACCCCCAGGGCGUCAGUCCCCUGGCCUGGCUGCUGAGCGAGUACCUGGAGAGCGCGGAGCUGUCCGGUCACGCCGCGAGCCGUGGCGCCGUCUUCGGCUCCCGCGUGCGGCGCCUGACGCAGCUCCUGGUGCACGUGGACCCCCGCGGCGCGGAGCCGGAGGAGGCGCGAGCAGCCGGCGGGAAGGACGGGAGGGACGAGGAGGUGCCGGCCAGGGCUGCGGAGGCGGCGGCGAAGUCGAGCGGCCUGCGGAGCAUCUGGCGGUGCUGGCGGGACGUGGUGCAGCGGCAGGUGCAGCGGUUCCUGGAGGCGGCAGGGCAGGCGCCGGACCUCGUGGAGCGCUACUGCGGGCUGUACCGGUGGCUGCGCGCCGCCACGGAGGAGCUCUUCGGGCGGCAGGCCGCCUCCGUGCUGGCCCUGGGCCGGGGCUUCGCGGGGGCUCUGCUGCAGCUCCCCUUCCUCACCGCCCUGCACGUGAGCGAGCGGUUCGCCCGCUACCUCGACGGGCGGAUCGGGAGCUGCGCGGGGCCGCGGGCAGCACGGGAGCCCCCGCAGCGGCUGCAGCAGCUGCUGGAGCCCUUCGCCGUCCUCGGCGGCCUGGAGCUCGCCCACCCCUUCGAGCACUUCUACCGGCACUACCUGGGGGACCGGCUGCUGGCGCAAGGCCCGUCCUGGCUGGAAGGAGCCGUCGCGGAGCAGCUCGGGCUGUGCUUCCCCAGCCGCUUCCCCCAGGAGAUGCUGAGCGACUUGGCCGAGUCGGAGGAGCUGCGGCAGCAGUUUGGCCUCUUCCAGCUGCAGGAGCGGGACAGGCGGCUGCUGGAGCUGGAGGCGGGCCCGGGCGAGGCGCCGGGGCCGGCCUCGGCGGCGGCUGCGCCGGAGGUUGCGCCGGAGGUGAAGGUGCUGGCCCUGUCCCCGCGCUGCUGGCCCGUCCCCCCGUCCUGCUCCAUGGCCGAGCCCGGGAGGUUUUUCUCGGCGGCGCUGAGCUCCCCCCUGGCCGCGUUUGCCGACUUCUGCAGGCGGCGCCAGCUCCGGCCGGGCCGGGCGGGCGCGAAGCCCCGGCGGUUGCAGUGGACGUGGCUGGGCCGUGCCGAGCUGCGCUUCGGGGACUGCGUCCUCCACGUCUCCACGCUGCAGAUGUACAUCCUGCUGCGCUUCAACGACGCCGAGGAGGUGGCUGUGGAGGCCCUGCUGCAGGCGACGGGGCUCCCGGCCGCCCUGGUGCACCAGGCGCUGACGCCGCUGACCCGCAGCGAGGGCGUCCUGGCGCGGAGCCGCACGCCGGGGGCUCCAGGCGUGCUGCGGCUGAACCGGGCAGCCCUGGCCCAGGCCUCCGGCCGCCCCCUGAGGCUGCUGCCCCAGCAGAGGUACCUCCGGGCGGAGAGGGCCGAGGUCGGCAGCCUGGAGAGGAAGAGGAACGUCCUCUGCUGCCUCAUCACCCGCAUCCUCAAGGCGGAGAAGCAGCUCCACAUCGACAACCUGGUGUUCAAGGUGGUUGACGCCUGCCAGAAGGGCGAGCUGGGGCCGAGGCUGCAGUUCCUGAGCUUCUGCUGCCACAGCGUGGACGUGCUGUCCUGCGUCCUGCACCUGCUGAACCAGGGCUACCUCCGGCGCCAGGAGGCGAGGCCUCACGUCUUGGAAUACGUUUCGGCCGAACCCGCAACGCCUCCUGGGGGCCAGGCACAGAUGGUUUUCCAGGUCAGGCCGUCAGAGGCAUCUCCGGAUGAGGAGAGCACGGACUGCCUGUCUUGGUUGGAUCCUGGCAUCGACACGUCGGAGGAUGUUCUCAUGGCAAUGCUGCAGAUGCCCAUGGGGCACACGCUUAGUCCAGAGGAGGCAAAGCUGCUCAUGAACCAGACAGUACAGCAGAUCCAGGAUACUCUGAGCAUCCCGGAUGAUGUUGCUCAGCACCUCCUCAUGCACUGCAGGUGGAAUGUGGAUUUCCUGAUCCAGUGCUAUGUGGAGAACCGCGAGACCCUGCUCAUCUCCUCGGGGCUGCAAGUGCAGGAUGCCCAGCCUGCCCUGAGCCCAGGAACCCACUGCCCAGUCUGUGUGAACCAGCUGUGUCCCACUGAGAAGCCACCGACCCUCUGUUGCAUGCACUACUGCUGCAAGUCCUGUUGGAGGGAGUAUCUCACGACUCGCAUUGAGCAGAACAUGGUUGUCAACUGCACCUGUCCCAUAUCUGAGUGCCGGGCACAGCCAACUACAGCCUUCAUUUAUUCCAUCAUUUCCUCCAAGGAGAUCAUAGCCAAGUAUGAAAAAGCCCUCCUCAGAGUGUAUGUUGAGUGUUGCUCCAACCUGACGUGGUGCACCAAUCCUCAGGGCUGUGAUCAGAUUCUCCUCAAGGAUGGGCUUGGCUACGGGGCAGCCUGUUCUAAGUGCUCCUGGAUAUCCUGCUUCAACUGCAACUUCCCAGAGGCCCAUUAUCCUGCCAGCUGCAGCCACAUGUCUCAGUGGGUGGAUGAUGAUGGGUACUAUGAGGGAAUGACAACUGAAGCCCAGAGCAAACAUCUGGCUAAACUCAUUUCGAAGCACUGCCCAAGCUGCCAGGCUCAGAUAGAGAAAAAUGAGGGGUGCCUGCAUAUGACGUGUGCAAAGUGUAAUCACGGCUUCUGUUGGCGUUGCCUCAAGCCCUGGAGGCCAACCCAUAAGGAUUAUUACAACUGCUCUGCUAUGGUGAGUAAAGCGGCUUGGCAGGAGAAGCGUUUCCAGGAUUACAAUGAGAGAUGCACCUUUCAUCAUCGUGCAAGGGAAUUUGCCACGAGUCUGAGGAACAGAGUUUCUUCCAUCAGUGAGAUGCCAAAAAUUAGGUCUUUGACUUUUGUUCUUCAUGCCUGCAAAGUGCUAGAGCAGGCACGGAAGGUGCUGGCCUACUCCUGUGUGUACAGCUACUAUAACCAGGACCAUGAGAGCAUGGACGUUGUGGAACAGCAGACUGAGAGCCUCGAGCUGCACACUAAUGCUCUGCAGAUCCUUCUGGAGGAAGCCCUGCUGCAGUACCAGGACCUGGCCUGUUCUCUUCAGCUCCUGAAAGCAGAGCAUUUCAGUACUGGUUUGGAGUUGGUACACCAGAUCAAGGAGCGUCUCUUCGCAAUUCUCUGGCACUCCACACAGGAUUUCCAUGUUGGGCUCCAGACUUCGGCAGAUCCUGGUCAGAGAAGGGUGGAACUCUCAAAUGUGCCUGCUUCAGCCCCUGCCUUUAUAGGGCCAAAAAGUACCGUCUUCUGCAACUCCCCCAACACAGAUGAAGGUGGCAAAGAGGUUGAAGAUGAGGAGUAUGAACCGCAGUGGCAGGUAGACUACGAUGACGAUGACGACCUUGAUGAAGACAACUUUCUGUUCGAUGACGAGUCAGAUAACCUUGACUGUGAUUCUUACUUUGAUGAUGAUGAUGCCUAUGACUAGAGGCGGGCUGUCACCCCGCCUGCCAGCCUGGACCUCUGACUCUACUCUGUUUUGACUCCUUUGCGUUGUUGUCUUUCCUCAAAGGCGGUGAGGAGCUCUCAGGUGGAAUGAAGAGACAUUUCCUCCAGGGGCUCCUUGCUCACUGACUCUCCUUUAAUAUGCAGAAACAUUGUUCUGGACAGAUGGGCUGUGUUACUGUGGCCACCUCUCUGAGAAAGACGUUUCCUCGCCGUUCUCCCUUCUCUCCAUUUUUGCCCAUAGGUAUCUAAUUGAUUUAGAAAGUAUCUAAUUGAUUUAGAAAGUCACAGUCCAGCUGAAAACUGAGGACUGCUUGCCGCCUGUUAAAUGACUGUUUGGUGUCCUUGGGCUUGCUCUCCCCAAGGAUUGGGUACAGGUGAGCGUGGCACCUGCCCUAGCGUGGCACUGUCUAAUCCAGCCAGGGUCUAGAAGUAAAGUGAUGUGUGUACACUCAAGUCAAAGCCUCCCACCUGGAGCUGGUGGGAUUCCCUGCA
This is a messenger RNA of Tyto alba (common barn owl), 7400 nucleotides long. Its product is annotated as cullin-9. Gene Ontology annotation, molecular function: ubiquitin protein ligase binding; zinc ion binding. Gene Ontology annotation, biological process: ubiquitin-dependent protein catabolic process. NCBI's taxonomy places the organism in Eukaryota, Metazoa, Chordata, Aves, Strigiformes, Tytonidae. The record is from RefSeq and is a predicted model, not a curated record.